Messenger RNA from Phragmites australis (common reed), 1098 nucleotides. RefSeq lists its product as uncharacterized. NCBI's taxonomy places the organism in Eukaryota, Viridiplantae, Streptophyta, Magnoliopsida, Poales, Poaceae. The record is from RefSeq and is a predicted model, not a curated record. The coding region runs from base 1 to 525 and encodes 174 amino acids. The transcript is spliced from 4 exons.
AUGGAGGUCCGGGUCGGCGCCUACAUGAUGGAUGCCUCGGGAGGGAGAAAUGCUUUAACAGGACUUCUUAUUCAUGUGACUGUGGUUUGCCCAUCGUCGUCUCCCACCGCCACCUCCUCGAACGGCGAAGGGCGGCAAAAUGCUGCAGUGCAUCUUCCUGCUCUCCGAUUCCGGGGAGGUGAUGGUGGAGAAGCAGAUGACGGCGCACCGCGUGGACCGCGCCAUCUGCGGCUGGUUCUGGACUACGUCGUCACCCACGCCGCCGGGAACGCGUCCAAAACCUGCCUUUGGACAAUUGGGCAGAUACCAAAAGAUAAAUCACCGUUGCUCUUUGGAAAUUUACGCCUAGAGGAAGGACUUGCUCAUUUGCAUACAUUGCCAACAUUUCAGGUGAAAUUCAAGAUUAUGGGAGGUGCACUAUCUGGUCUUCAAAUUGAUAAACUGGAAGUGAAAAACACACUAAGUGGUCCAUGUAAAGGUUUUAGAGCCCAGACUCAAGCUGGAAAGUAUGAUGUCAGAUCGUAGGUGCUUGUGGCGGCCUGGCGGGCAGCUGUUCGUUGGCACUAUACAACCAAACAAUACCGCAGCGCUGGUGCAUGGGCUGUCAAGGUAUUAUGAUCAUCAUUUGAGGAUCCAUGGCCAGCUUGAUUUGCAUAAUUUUUUCCUGUCUUGUGCCUAUUACUGCAGUUGAAGGGACCUUCCAUGCUUCAGAUCAAUAGAUGUUCUGUACUUGAAUCAGAUUCUCCUGGCUGGCGGGAAAGCAACAGAAUAUUGUCACUCUGGUUUGUCAAAGACAAAGAUUUCUGCAAACUAAUGCCUACUAGUUGAAAUCAAGGAUUUGAGUUCUGGCACAUCAUUAUGUUCACUUCAGCAUGCAAUUCGUAAGGGCUAGAAAUUUCACCGUUCUUGCCUGAAAACUAUCCAGAGUUAGAAAAGCAGUGGUGUUUUUACAGUAACAAGUCUUUCUUUUUUCCUUUUUGGGUUCUAAAGCACCAAGCAGGGCAAUGCCAUGUUGUUUCGACUGGAAUCAGUUGCAUUGUACAAAAGGAUUAGGUUUGCCUGCAAUUAUUUAUAAGAAAAUUGCCUCUUUUUUAUAAG